AUGUCGGCUUUCACUUCGAGAAUAAAUAUUCGACGAGCAAUUUUCACUCUCGGUUUAAAUUGUACUCGAAAUUAUUCCUUGAAACAAAUCACACCGAGAAAAUUUACCAUUAACAGGAAAGCUCAUAGCAAUAGACAAUUCUCUCAAAACUCAAUCUCUUGCAAUAAGCAUAAAGAAAAUGAAUCGAAGAUAAAAGAAACUCCCACAAAAGAAAAUAUUUGGACAAUACCUAAUUAUCUUACAUUAUCACGGUUAAUAGCUUCCCCAAUUAUAGGAUAUCUCAUAUUGAAUGAUCAUUAUGGUCUAGCAUUAAGCGCAUUUAUAUAUGCUGGUUUCACCGAUCUGUUUGAUGGAUUUAUUGCACGUAAAUAUGAUAUGAGGACGGUGUUAGGAACAGUGAUGGACCCAGCGGCCGAUAAAAUAUUAAUGACUAUUUUGACUAUUGUAUUAGCAAAGAAAGAUUUAUUACCGAUCCCAAUCGCCGCUGUUAUAUUGGGACGCGACGUAGGAUUGAUUUUUGCAUCGUUUUAUUAUCGAUAUAUCUCACUGCCACCUCCGAAAACAAUAGUAAGAUAUUUUGACAUGUCAAUCCCAUCCGCAGAAGUAAGACCAACGCUAAUUAGCAAGAUAAACACGGCCUUGCAGUUAACUCUGAUAGGUGUUACACUUGCCAGUCCGGUCUUUGGAUGGACGGAUGCUCAAGCUUUAAUAGCAUUACAAUAUACUGUUGCUUCAACAACGAUAUGGUCUGGAUUAAGCUACACGUUUUCUAAAAAUGCUGUAAGGAUUUUGAAACCACCUGUUAGAUUUAAGGACAAAUAG
Molecule: messenger RNA, 822 nt
Organism: Funneliformis geosporum
Lineage: Eukaryota; Fungi; Glomeromycota; Glomeromycetes; Glomerales; Glomeraceae
Source: the annotation of a GenBank genome assembly